CUCCUAUUCAAGAAGAGAAAGAGGCAUGGGACAAGCGUCAUGCCCAUGGGCCAAAAAAAUCAGUAGAGAGAGGAAGGAAGGAAGAGUGGCAGAUGCCCAUGCUUCGAAGCUCUCGCUUCUCGGAGUGAGGGAAGUGGGCACUGCGCCAAUUGUAGAGAGAGCAGUGAGUAGUAGAGAGGAGCGUUAGUAAGUGAAUGAGGGAGUGAGGGAUUGAGCGAGGAGGAGCGCGGGCGCAAGUGCAGGGCUGGUGGAUGUAUGUGAGCGAGGAGGAGGAGGACGACGGGCGGAGGGUUUUGGUGGUCUUCUGCUGGUGCUCUGCAUGGCAUGGCCUGGGCUGGCCGACAUGUCACGCAGCGGAUGAAUCCAUAGCUCUGGCUCUCAGCGAUCGCAGCACCACCGAGAGCAGCAGCGGCAGCAGGGGGGAGGACAAGUACUGGAGAGAGAACGCUUGUUGCAGCCCUCCUUGGGAAGGGGAGGGAAGGGAAAGGUAGCAGGGGAGCAGCCUCGGAGGCAAGGAGAGGAAGCCUGAAGAAGGAAAAGGAAGAGGGGAACGGGAGCAGACUACAGAAUACUGAAACCUCAGGAGGAGGAGGAGGAGGAAACGUAGAAAAGGGUUCCAUGCGUCAGCAGGAGCAGAAAUUCCGAUUAUUUGGAAGGGCAAACCUAGAACAGGGGACGCCGAGGGCAUCGUGUGUUGUGGGCGAUUGGUGAUUUGUACAAUAGCAGGAGAGAGAGAGAGAGAGAGAGAGAGAGAGAGUAGCUUUGAGGCCGGGCGGGCGGGCGGUCGGCCAGGUCAAUUGGCACCGGAGAGGAGCCGAUCGAGUGCGGCGGUAGUGAGGUUGGGUGAGAAUUGCGGCGAAUUCCGAGGGCUGUGCUGGUCUGCAGAAGGAAGACGAGUGGGGGCAGGCAAAAUUCAGGUUAAAUGGGAUGCUGGACGCUGCCGUGUCUUGGAACUGGAGGUCGAGGAUGUGAUAGAAGCAGCUUACCACUAUUUGGGUUGUAGAAAGUCGAAAGGAGGUUGGUGGCCGAUUCAGAUGUUCACCUGACGUGCAGUCUCAUUCUGGACAAAUGUUGAUGCGUAGGCGCGAUCCGGUCGUGAGCUUGCGCUUGAUGGAAGACAAUCGAAAUUGGGGUGAAAACAUAAGCAGGUCGGCGUUGGGGUCCUGCCGUUGAUCGUUUGAGAUAGCGGAACCGCCCGCAUUGGCAGAAAGGUGUAAAUAUGGGAAAGAGGGCGAAGAAGAAGGUGCAGAGUGCACCGGGCAAGUUAGUUUCCGGAUCGCGGAUCGCAUCGUCCAGUCCCUCUUCAGUCACAUCUUCGCCCGCGGAUAGCGGCCGGUCGGGAGAAAAAUGUAAUGGUUCAGUUGAGACGGGAUGUCUACACGGUGCCAAUAUAGACAAGCUUCGAACUCAGCUGUCAAAAUCUAGUGCGAUUCACUGCCUAGAGUGCGCCAAGCUCAGAUCAGGGCCUGCUGGUGGGAAGGAUAGGAGAGUUAAGGGCAAGCCGGUGAAGAAGAAGGUUCACAAUCCGUCUGCAGUAUCGCCCUCGCCUGAGGAGAAGAGUAACAGUCACAAGCUGUGGAUCUGCCUAUCUUGUGGACACGCGGGAUGUGGUCAUUUAGGUUCUCCCGGAACGAACAACAGUGAAAAACUCGUUGCGAAGCAAGGGAUUGUUGGUCGUGGGCACGCUUGGCAGCAUUGGCUGCAGUUGAAGCAUCCAAUGGUUAUGCAAUGUGGUGACGAGUUUGCUUGUUGGUGCUUUCAAUGCGAGGCCGCCCACGAGCACAAGCCCUCAGACAUGGAGAUAGAGAAACCUUCUGAGGACGAAGUAGACGCCUCAGUAUCGCCUUCCAGAGUCGAAUUGCUGCAUCAAUCUGCCAAGUUGGUGCGAAAGAAGCUCGCGGAACAGGUGGUAGAAGUCAAGGAGCUCUCUGUGGAUGGUGCAGACCAGGAAGAAGGGAACGUCCAGAGCCUGACAGGCCCUGAGAAUGGUGUGGUCGAGGAUGGAGAAGCCGGGAAACCCAAGAGGAUCAUCAAAGGAUUGAUGAAUCUGGGAAACACCUGUUUUUUCAAUUCCGUUAUGCAAAAUCUGCUAGGAGUGGAGGUGCUGCGGAACCACUUUCUCGUGGAAUCGGCUAACUUCGAAGGGCCUCUGACGACAUCUCUGCGGAAGUUUUUCCAAGAGAUUGCUGUCCUUCCUCCAGGGGAAACCGUAGGUAUGAAUGGCCUCGAAGGAGGCUUGAAGAGGGGUGCCAAGGCACGUGGAGGGUGGAGCGGCAUGGAUGGGGUUCACAAUCCGAAAGGUUUGUUCGGAGCAAUAUGUUCCAAGGUCCCACGUUUCAAAGGUUAUCAACAGCAGGAUAGCCACGAGCUUUUGAAGUGCUUGUUGGAUGGCCUGCAUACUGAGGAGGAGACCGCACGAAAGUUGUUUCCUACGGCUAGUAGCAAGGCUGAAAACCGUGACAAUGGAGUACUGGCCAAUGGUGAUGAGAGAGAGCAUUCUGGCGUGUUGUCUGCCCCUGAAAAUGGGCCAGACGGUCUGGAUAAGAAGAAGCAGGUUACAUCAGAAACAUUUGUCGAACGGGUUUUUGGCGGGCAGCUUUCCAGUACUGUUAGUUGCUGUGAGUGUGGUCACUCUUCUGUUGUAUACGAGCCUUUUCUUGACUUGUCCCUUUCAAUUCCUGUGAGAAGCUCCCCGAAACAGCCACCACCCUUACAAAGUGUGACCGAACAAGCUACGAUGCGAGUGCUGUCCAAGAAUCAGAGGACACAGUCAUUCAAGUCAAAGAAUGCCGAGCUCACGGUGAAAACCGGUGGCAGGAGUGAUAUGCACGAUGAUGUGUUGAACUCCAGCUCUUCUCAGAUUGCUGGACUGGGGACCCCUCUACUACUGCUACCUCCUCCUCCUCCCAAAGAGAGCAAUGUGGACAAUCUCACUCUGAGCACUGUCUCUGAUGAUACUAGCUGGCUAGAAUUUCUGGGUGGAGAAGAAGACUUGGAACCGCAAAUAACAUUCGGAUGUGCUCCCAAUCCAGAUGAGUAUUUGUCAGUAGGUUGUGCCUCAAAUCCAAACUUUCAGAUGGGUUCGGUUUAUCUUGAAGAUGGAGCCUACACUACUCAAGCAGGAUCUUCCGAGGCAGAUGCCAGCAUGCAUGCUUUGGACGCACAUAGAUUUACGGAAGUGGGUGAUGUGAAUGGAUUGGAUGGUUCUUUCGGCACCACCAUAAUCUCAGUAGACCACAGUCUGGAACCCCUUCCCUGUGAAAAACUGCUCCUCCUGGAAGCACCCAGACAGUCAUGGAGCGAGACCCAUAUACACUCUCAUUGGUUUGAAAGCGAGAGGUCUAAUUACGAGUCAAGUGACGGGCCGGAGGAGAAUGGCUACAUUCAAAUAAGGGGAGGGAGUGAUUCUCAAGUGCUGCUUUUGACUCAAGGAAACGAUACGGGCUUCUUUUCUCCCGAGCUGAUUGCCGACAAUUCUAGCAAUCUAGGUACGAGUGCUGAGCAGUCUGGUAACUGCGGUGAUGACUCGAAGUUGCACUCAGAGUUUGUGACUGGUCCAAGUGGUGCAGGACUGUCAUUGGACUCUACCACCGGCGAUGGGGACGUCUGUACAACUUUGGAGGCUCAAGGCGACUACGAUGGAGUAGCGUCUCUAUUUGAUGAAGAAGACAAUACGGAGUAUCCGAUGCAUGGUCCUUUUCCUCUGAACCAUGACGCAUCAGGAUAUGAAGGAAGCAGUGGAUUUGAGGAAGUUGGUCUGGAUGAUGUACUUGACUUGGGUAAGAUAAAUUGCGAAGGAAGGGACGAUUGGCUUGUAUGUGCGAACGAUAGGCAAGAAGUGGAUAGUGAGGAGGUGACAGUGUCCCUUGAGGGAUGCCUUCAAAUAUUCACCAGACCUGAGGUUCUGUCUGGUGACAAUGCCUGGGGUUGUGAAAAUUGUACCAAUAAGUAUCACGAGAACCUCGCCGCAGCUUUAGUAAGAAAGAGUGUAACAUUUCCUCAGAAAGACCCCGUGAAAAGGAUUGCCAAGAAGGGUAGAUUCGAGCCCGGCAAUUCCGCAAGUGAUGUUAGUGACUUGGAUAGUCUAGCAGGAGACAUGUCUGUCAAAUUGUCAAGGUCAGAAGAGGACCUGAGAGUCGAUCAUGAAGAUAAAGGUGUUAGAGAGGAUGCUGCUUCGGACCACACGUACAAGUCCGACUUUUCGCUGGACAAGGGAGCGAAGUGCAACGGAACUGGGACAGGGAUUGUAACAGUGAAAAUGUAUGCGACGGAAGAUGUACAAUCACUUGGUGCACAGAAGACCAGGACAUGCACUGCAGGUGAGCCCCCAGCGUCAUGUGGGAAUGACCACAGUUUAGUAUCCUCAGGUGUUGAAGAGCAGGGUGGGGAUUCUCUACAAGAUGUUGGUUUUGAGAACACAGGGCAAGUGAAUAUUCGGUUUGACAGCGUCACGACUGUACAAGAAAAUGGAGACCAUCCUUCUGUGCAUCUCACCUCAGAACCGAUGCGCUUGCUUGAUGCUGGAAAAAAUUGUUUGUCAAAUGGAUCGGUGAUCACCAUUGUCCACGGUAAGGAUGCUUCAGGAGACCAGAGUAGCAACCCAAGUGACUGUGUAGAAAGUGGUGAAUGUGACGUGGAGAAAUCGGAAGCUGAAGUUAGUACAGGAGGGCAACCAGAAAAAGUAGUCAGCUCAUCAAGUUCUUGUCGAACCUUAAAGUUGACAAAAACUAGAAGUAAAAAGGUUGUCGCCGAGCCUAGAAAGAUCAUUAAACAGGAAGCCACCAAGAGAUACCUCAUAAGUAAGGCUCCCCCUGUGUUGGUCGUACAAUUAAAGCGCUUUGCUCGAGAUAUGCGGGGUCGACUAAGUAAACUGUACGGCUCGGUGACUUUUCAAGAAUGGCUCGACUUACAUCCUUAUGUGGAUCACAGGCAUGUUACUUCUCAAAAUUGUCGGUAUCGCCUGACAGGGACAGUUGAGCACACGGGCACUUUGAAGGGAGGUCAUUAUGUUGCAUACGUCAGAGGGCCCCCAGCACCUACCGCACCUGGUCUGAAGCAUGACCCUACAGGGGAGUCAUCUUGGUACCACAUCAGUGAUUCAUACGUACGACAGACCUCUCUGGACGCAGUGCUCAAGAGUGAAGCAUACUUGUUGUUCUAUGAGAGAUGUUAGUCUGCAACAGUUCCCAAGGAGUUUUCUGAGUUACACAUGUAACUAUCCUCUGUCUCUUAAUAUGGUGUGUACUAUUUGACUUUUUUGCGACACCCACACACCUUGUUCGUUCUCAUCAUGCAGCCUACGUUGCAUGAUCUCACCGUUUCCUGAAUAUUUUUCAGGAGAAGAAUUUAGAUGGUCAUGAAUACUUCGGAAACUCAUACCUCUCUUAUCAAUCUUGGUAAGACACACUGUCAAGUAGGUUAGAGGAUAGAAUGAUAUGAACACAUUAGGAUAUUUUUACAUACAGCUUUUUAUGACAUUCUUAGGACUGUGAUUGAAUAUGAGGAAGGCAUUGCGCCUCUCACAGAGCAGCCAUAAGUUUCUCAAAUUUGGGAUAGGUACUCAAGUGAUUGUGUGGCCAAAGCCCUUUCUUCUUCAAUCACAAUCGCGUAGCAUUUUGAAGGGUUUCAAAAGAUCCACCUCUAUCAAUUGGAGGGAAGUACCCAAUAUUGUAUCCAAAGUCUGCAAUGCCACUAGAUACAUCUAGUUGAUGCAUAUGCGUACCGUAUGUGGUAGGCCUCAAAUGCCAGAGUUUCCGCCAACCAUGUCUUUGCUUUGGAUAUUUAAAGCGUUUUAUUUCUAUUGCUUAUGAUUGGCCGGUGAGAUUAUGUGAACAAGAGCUUCGUGUUGCAAACUUUCCCCGUCGCGUAGGAAGAUUUUUAAAUGAAGAACUACUUUGGAUGUGACGAAGUGUCAUUAAUGUAUUGCAGCAAAUUGGAGACGAACUUCAUAUGUACCAUGAUGUCGCAAAUUGUUGAAAGUGG
This is a messenger RNA of Marchantia polymorpha subsp. ruderalis, 5982 nucleotides long. NCBI's taxonomy places the organism in Eukaryota, Viridiplantae, Streptophyta, Marchantiopsida, Marchantiales, Marchantiaceae. The record is from the annotation of a GenBank genome assembly.